Molecule: messenger RNA, 474 nt
Organism: Lecanosticta acicola
Lineage: Eukaryota; Fungi; Ascomycota; Dothideomycetes; Mycosphaerellales; Mycosphaerellaceae
Source: the annotation of a GenBank genome assembly
AUGUCUUCCACCGCUACAAACUCCCCAUCCCGCGCCGAGUGGCCCACGUGGCUGGAGUUCAGCAGAUGCCAGAUCGAGCAUAUGUGCCACAUGAUAGUGGGCGCCAUCAACAACAGAGACUUCAAUGUAAAUUCUGACGCCUGGAGCGUGACACAUGAGCACUUCUCGGCAAAGGCAGCUUUCGCUCAGUGGCCCAAAGAAACAACGCUUCAGGAGCUACUGAGAUGCUACGAAGAUCAUACGCGACUUCAUCCAUACUACACACUCCAGUUGCAAGAAGUCAUGAUCAAAAUCGACGAGAAGAAAUCCAUAGCGAAGGCUUUUGUCAAUCUACUCUCGGACGGGAUUCCACCGGGCAAGAUCCGACAAAGUGUCGGUAUGCUGGAAUUCAUGUGGAUUGAUGGGAAAUGGUGUUGCUCGCGGUACCAGUGUGUACCGGGAAUGGCGCCAGCUGCCCCAGGCUCGUGCAUCUGA